UGGGGAGUUGGAGGUAGUGGGAAGCUAUGAAAGGGAUGAUCACUUUGGCUGAUCUUAUAAGCAUGCCUAUUCCCAGGCCCAGCAGUACUCUUCUUCUUCUUCUUCAACUCAUCAAGUAUUUGAUUAAUGGGGUUGCCUGAAGCAACUCCAAGCCCACCUCACUUGUAUCCCCAGACAAUUCAGCUCAUAAAACUCUACCAGGCUUUCAUAUUCUCAAUCCCAAUUCUCUUCUCUAUCAUAGUGUUCCUUUUGCUUUACUUGUUCUAUCUUAAGAGGAGGAUUUCCAUUGCCUCAACACUUCCCACAACUUUUGCUAAUCAGACUCCCAUGGUAAUUUACUCAUCUUCUCCCCUUUAUUUCUUGACUGGAUAUUCACAAUUCAAUUUAUAUAAGAAAAACUCCUCUUGGCUUGACUGUAGAAUGAAGGAGGUUUUGAUGGGAUAGUCCAAAAUUUCAAACUCCCUGUCAUAGCCUUUGGUGAAGAUUCCACAAUGGAAGAAUCACAAUGCUGUUGCAUUUGUUUGGGAGAAUACGAGAUGGAGGAUGAAUUGCAGCAGCUCCCACCCUGCAAACACAUAUUUCACUCUCAUUGUAUAUCCCACUGGCUUCGUUCCAACUCUACUUGCCCUAUCUGCAGAUGCCCCGUCUUUACCAGCUCCGGCAAGCUCCCGUCGCCAACAUAUUCUGCACCUGUCCAUUAGUUCCACCGCCAGCACGCAACACUUUCAUUUUAAACCCUAACAUCCACAAUGAAUAAUUGUCUAUAAUACGAAGUAUAUAUCUCCUCAUUUGAUUUUGACAUUUUUAGGGACUUAGGCCAUACUUGGAUGUCAUGACUUCUGGAGUUACUCUUGACUAGGGAUGGACUCGGUUCGGGCCGCCCAGCCUGGAACCGGCCCGGGAAACUGGUUUUGGACUUAGGCCCGGCCCGGGGGUUAGCUGUUCCGGGCCUUGAAAAAGGCAAACCGGCCCGGCAAGCUUUCUGGGAUUUGGGGUUGGGCCCGGGACCGGCCCAGGUAUCCACCGGGGCCGGGCCGGGUCAAAAGUAAUUUUUUUGGGCUUUCCUAACUACCCCUGACCCCCCUCACCCCCACCCCCCCAAACCCCCCCAAAACACCCAGCCCAACCCGUUAGAAUAAAAAAAAUGAAAAAACAAAAAAAAAUGAUUUGGGCCCGAACCGGGCCCGGGCCGGGUCUCAAAUAGGCCUACCCGUGCCCGGUACCGUUUUCCCCUCGGGCCGGGUCAAAGCCUGGUACCCGGACCGCUGACCGGGCCGGUCCACGGGCCGAGUGGCCCGACCCGAGUCCCCCACUAGGC
Messenger RNA from Cuscuta epithymum, 1318 nucleotides. Lineage: Eukaryota; Viridiplantae; Streptophyta; Magnoliopsida; Solanales; Convolvulaceae. The record is from the annotation of a GenBank genome assembly.